Carassius gibelio (silver crucian carp) is the source of this 2522-nucleotide messenger RNA. RefSeq names its product SERPINE1 mRNA binding protein 1b (gene serbp1b). The transcript is spliced from 9 exons. NCBI's taxonomy places the organism in Eukaryota, Metazoa, Chordata, Actinopteri, Cypriniformes, Cyprinidae. Gene Ontology annotation, molecular function: mRNA 3'-UTR binding. The record is from RefSeq and is a predicted model, not a curated record. Bases 103 to 1326 code for a protein of 407 amino acids. Gene Ontology annotation, cellular component: nucleus; cytoplasm.
AUACGAGCGCCGGAAGAGAAGCAGGUGUCUGCCUUGGCCAUCUUGAGCUGUUGCUCGAAGCCUCGAAGAAUCGGAGGAUAAUCCCGUUGUUGGGGCGCCAUCAUGCCGGGGCAUCUGCAAGAAGGCUUCGGCUGCGUCGUGACCAAUCGGUUCGACCAGUUAUUGGAUGACGAAUCCGACCCCUUCGAGAUAUUAAAGGCGGCCGAGAACAAGAAGAAAGAAGCGGCCGCGUCAGGCGCCUCGAAGACAGCAGCUCAAGCCGCCAAACAGCCGAAGAAAGAGUCCCAGAAAGACAGGAGAAAUACAGCGCAGGACAAGAAAGAAGAAACCCAGGCUCCCGUGCCGCUUAAGAAAGAGGGGAUGAGGAGGGUUGGCCGGAGGCCGGAGCAGCAGGGUCAGGUCAUUUCCCAGCAUCAGGGAGGUCAAGGAGAGGCUCGGCCCGGCGACAGACGACCCGAGAGACGCCCUCCUCGUGAACGACGCUUUGAGAAACCAGCUGAAGAGAAGCCAGAGGGGGGAGAGUUCACUGUGGACAAGUCAUUAGGGGACAGGCCCUCUAGAGGUCGUGGUGGAGGCCGCGGGGCCAGAGGAGGUCGUGGACGGGGCAUGGGACGAGGAGAUGGAUUAGAUUCCCGAGGCAAACGUGACUUUGACAGACACAGCGGCAAUGACAAAUCUCGACAGAAAGGAGAGGAGAAGCGCGGUGGGAGUGGCUUGCACAACUGGGGAAAUGUGAAGGAAGAAGCCAGUGAGCUGGAUCAGUCUGCAGCACCGGAGCCUGUUCCUGAAGGUGAAGAUCACACUCCUGCCGACUCUGAAAACAAGGAGAAUGAAGCCGAGGAGGUGAAGGAGGAAGGUCCUAAGGAGAUGACACUGGAUGAGUGGAAGGCCAUGCAAGACAAAGAACGCUCCAAAGUUGAGUUCAACAUCCGCAAGCCCAACGAGGGCAACGACGGUCAGUGGAAGAAGGGCUACGUACUGCACAAGUCAAAGAGUGAGGAAGCUGGCACGCGGCAUGCUGGAUCUGUGAUUGAAGCUGGAGAUGUUGAUCCUGACGCGUUCCAAAAGUCUGAUGAGGGGGGAGAUCACCACUUCCGGAAGCCUGCCAAUGACAUCACCUCCCAGCUGGAGAUAAACUUCGGAGACUUGGGUCGGCCGGGCCGCGGCCGAGGAGGAUCUCGUGGAGGCCGAGGAGCUCGAGGAGGAGGAGGAGGAGGAGGAGGAGGACGGCCAGGCCGAGGAGGAGGCGGAGGCAGAUCUGAGAAGGGUGGAGGCAUUUCCGUUCCCAAUGUGGAUGAUCCCGAGGCUUUUCCAGCCCUGGCUUAAACCUUCCUCCAGGCCCUGCUCCUCCUCUUCGACGCUUGCAUGCUUACGGAUCAUUCGACCAUAGAAACCAGAAAAGAGAAAUACACCAGACUGUCAUCCAUACACUGAGAACUGACUUUUACCUGCGGAAAAACACAAAAAGGACUUCUUGUUACACUGAAGCAAAUUAUGGGUAGAGGUUUUGUAUUUAGAGACAUGAUAGCAGGGAUGUUCAUACAGUAUUUUUUUUUUUCUUCUUUUUUUCCAGAGAUUAUGCGUUUGCCAUAUUUUUUUAUUGUUGCCUGAAUGUAUGCAUUUUUCAAGAUAGAAUCUCAAUGGCUCUACCAAAAGCAGAACGUUUUUGUUUUUCUCCAAGUGAGAAUACGAGACUCGUAGUGAUGAUUUUACUAUUAACAUAUAUACAUGGAAUAAUGUAUAUUGACUAUUUUAAAUGUUUUGAAAGAAAGCUCUAAGGUCAGGCUACCCUCCUGUCAUUUGGAGUUUUUUUCUUGACCGGUAGCGAGAAGCAAAUGCAUCGUCUUGAUCUUGCUUUGGUGUUUUCUGUCGUCCUCUGCUGGACCCGUGAUAUUAGUAUGCAUAGUUAUCUUUGUUCCUCAGAGAGACUAUUUCCUCAUCUUGUUGGAGCUCAAUGGAGAUCCAGGCUGGUCCUUGUAAGUUCAUCUCUUAGAAACUUUAGGACCACUUUCUGAACUGUAAAUGUGGGUGAAGUGUGUGUGUGUGUGUGUGAGAGACAAAACCUGUUUUUAAAAACUCAUCAUCUGCCAUAAGUUUAUUUUCCUUAGCGUAGAUGGUAAGUUUGUGCAAGUCAUGUUCUUAACAUGAAGUUUUAUUGACAUUUUAGUAAGUUUUCUCUAGCUGAGGUUGUUGACAUAUCUUGCACUUAGAUUAUGGUGACGUUUGAAAUCUAGCUACUAAGCACGUGGUCUGUUUGCAUCAGUACCAUUUGUUUAUUUUUAUUCCUUCUGUGAUCUUUGCAGUGUUUUUAUUUUGAAUUAUUACUAUGAUGGCACUACUGCUUGCGUUUUCUGAGAAAAAAAUCAAAUAAAAAGUGUAAUUCAGGGUGGGACAACGGUGUGCUGAGAAAGAAAAGUUGGAAGCAGUUUCUUCUGUAUGUGAGCUAGCGAGACCUCCAGGUGUGAUGGACGAUGUACUCUGUAUUCAUUGCAGGAGGGACAAUAAAGUGGAAGACGACACUA